CUAAGCAAUGAAAUAUAAUCUUUUUGAGAGAGUAGAUUAACGUUAAGAUCUAUAGAGAUAUAUUAAUAUAAAAGAUUUUUCUUGGAAAUCGGAGCAUUAGAACUUUUUUCAUGGAUACUGGCUAUGCCAUCGUUGCAUCUUUUAGUUUAUGAUAUUGGUAAAGCGUCUUUUCUUAUGAAAAAGGUUAGGUUGUGUUUAUGAGAGUGUUUACAGUAAGCUUUUAUUAUUGAAAUUCAUGUAGGUUUUCUCUGGGCGUGAACGAUAUCAUAUUUUAGCAGGUUUCUUCUACAUAAUUGAAUAUUUUAUAAACCGGCAAGAUGUCGGGAGGGAUGUUGUAUGGAGGUGAUGAAAUUGGUGCACUGGUAUUUGAUCUUGGUCACCAUUCUUUACGUGUUGGCUAUGCACAAGAAGAUACACCCAAGGCUGAGAUCCCUGCCGUUGUUGGGGUCGGUGAAGAUGGAAAUUGUACAGCUGCUAAAGUUGAGCCCAUGGAUGUUGAUGAUAAGAAACCAGACAAUAAUAUAACACAAUCUGGGACCAAAUAUUAUAUUGAUACUACCGUACUUCAUGUACCUCGUAAAAAUAUGGAAGUCGUUAGCUAUAUGAAGGAUGGUAUGAUAGAGGACUGGGACCAUUUUGAAAAGGUUUUAGAUUAUACCUACUCCAAAGUUAUUCGAUCGGAUGCUGAAUAUCAUCCCGUAUUAUUUUCUGAAUCGCCUUGGAACAUACGUAGCAAAAGAGAGAAGCUGACUGAGCUUAUGUUUGAGAAGUACAAUGUACCAGCAUAUUUCCUGGUCAAAAAUGCUGUUCUCGCAGCCUUUGCUAACGGACGAGCUACUGGAAUUGUAGUUGAUUCCGGUGCUACUCACACUUCUGCUGUUCCUGUCCAAGACGGCUUUGUUCUCACUCAAGCAAUCGUAAAAUCUCCACUGGGAGGUGACUAUAUAAGCAUGCAAUGCCGACAAUUUUUACAAGAUAACGAUAUAGACCUUUCGCCAUCGUACAUGGUGGGUAGUAAGGAAAUUGUCAAAGAUCAUGAAAAACCUCGAUGGGUCAAAAAGAAAGGACUCCCAGAAGUGACAAAGUCCUGGCACAAUUAUAUGGUAAAGAAGCUAGUGCAAGAUUUCCAGGCGACGGUUUUACAAGUCUCCGAGACUCCCUAUGACGAAAAGAUAGUAUCUACCGUACCAGCAGUACAAUAUGAAUUCCCAACGGGAUAUCAUCAGGACUUUGGUAGUGAACGGUUCAAAAUCCCGGAAGCCCUCUUCGACCCAAGUAUGGUCCAAAUGCGUGGGGGGAUGGUCGGCAACACAAUGUUAGGCGUCGGCCACAUAGUUACAACAAGCGUCGGGAUGUGCGACGUCGACGUCCGACCUGCCCUAUAUGGCAGCGUUGUUGUUACUGGUGGAAAUUCAUUUAUGCAGGGCUUUCCUGAACGACUGAACCGUGAUCUUUCAAUGAGAAUACCGUCAAGUAUGCGCUUGAAAUUAAUAAGUGCUAAUGGAUGUGCUGAGAGAAGAUUCGGCGCCUGGAUAGGCGGCUCGAUUUUGGCGUCGAUCGGGACCUUUCAGCAGAUGUGGAUAUCCAGCCAGGAAUACGAAGAAAGCGGAAAGAGUCAAGUUGAACGAAAGUGCCCCUGAGUCUACGUGGUAUUUAUAAACACUGAGUUAAAGAUAUAAACAUUUUUCGUAUUAAAAAAUACUUCACGCGACUUCACUACACGUAAAGAAUUGCAAGAAAUCCGUUGCGACGCCUCUGGCUACUGUUAAACAAUUUUUUCCAAGACACUUCGCAUUUAAUCGUCAGUGAAAUGCGAACCAUUUUGGAUUAAUUGGUAUACGAGUUUUUGUCUGCAUUAACGUACGCGUUUAUUAUAUUAUGUAAUCUGUGACAUUUGUAAAAUAGACUGGACAAUAUUGAAUCGAGUA
Messenger RNA from Cephus cinctus (wheat stem sawfly), 1928 nucleotides. It is a transcript of the gene Bap55, whose product is annotated as actin-like protein 6B. The record is from RefSeq and is a predicted model, not a curated record. Gene Ontology annotation, cellular component: NuA4 histone acetyltransferase complex; SWI/SNF complex. Bases 318 to 1640 code for a protein of 440 amino acids. The transcript has 6 exons. Gene Ontology annotation, biological process: nervous system development; regulation of transcription by RNA polymerase II. Gene Ontology annotation, molecular function: chromatin binding. Lineage: Eukaryota; Metazoa; Arthropoda; Insecta; Hymenoptera; Cephidae.